Artibeus jamaicensis (Jamaican fruit-eating bat) is the source of this 836-nucleotide messenger RNA. Its product is annotated as translation initiation factor IF-2-like. Lineage: Eukaryota; Metazoa; Chordata; Mammalia; Chiroptera; Phyllostomidae. Bases 298 to 612 code for a protein of 104 amino acids. The record is from RefSeq and is a predicted model, not a curated record. The transcript has 2 exons.
CAGCCUCCCUUACAAUCUUUUUUUUCCUCUCCCUUUUUUUCUUGCCUUCUCCUUCUUCACUGAAGCCUAGGGGAGCCAGUAAAGAUUAAAUGUGCUUUCUCAAAGGCAGCCACUUCAUGCUGCUACAUCGAAAGGGCCAUUAUUAUUUUUAUUUUUAAUAGUAAAAGAAAACGGGGGGGAGAGGUAGGCUGGGGUGGGGGAGAGGCAGACUAGGUAGGAUGGUGACGGACUAGCCUUCCCGAGAGGAAAAGGAAAAGGGAAGGGAAAGAAAAAGGAGAGACCCGAUCUGAGCUGAGGAUGGUGCCUGAGAAGAACCCACCGAGGAGCCGGCGGUCCUCCCGUAGAAAAGCCCAGCGUCCCGGCGGACGGGGGAACCGACCAUCAGGUACAUUACCAGUGGCCGCCUGCGAGGAUGGAGGGGGACUGUGCUUCCGAUUCCGCCGAAAUAUUGGCAAAACGCUGCCCAGGCCCAGCGGCGGGCGAGGCGGGGAACGCCGUCUCCCGGGGGCCCCCACCCUCCCGGCCCCCACCCUCCCCGCUCCGCGUCCGCCGAAUGACAGCCCCGGGCUGGCUCCGUCCGAGACUUGGCCUUGGCCUCCGCGGAGCAACUGAAGCCCAGGAGGCGCGUGUGCAGGGCCGGCCAAGUGCGCGCGAAGGAAGAAGAGGACGAGCCUUUUCCAAAGCAGCUCUGGGAGGUUUUUCAUUCUUUAGUUAAAAUAAAGAUAAUGACUGCACAGUCUCCAUAUCUGAUCAGCCCCAGUCCUUCCUCGCGCUCCCACCUCUGCUGCCCCUUUCCCUCCCUCUCCGGCCGAAGCCGAGGGGCAGAGUCGCGCCCC